GCGGCGCGGCGCGGCGAUGGCGCUGCGGGUGGGUGUCUGCCCCUGUUCUCGGGCCGGGGUUGCGGGCCCGAGGCUGAGGCUGAGGCUGCGGUGCGGUGUUUGCAGCGGCUGCGGUGGGCGGCGGCGGCGCUGGGCGGCGGGGCGCUGCUGGGCGCGGCGGCGCUGGCGGCCGCGGGCGACGAGCGGUUCUACGCGGAGCGGCUGAUGCCGGUGCUGCAGCGGGCGGCGGGGCCGGAGGCGGCGCACGGGCUGGCGCUGCGGCUGCUGCGCCUGGGGCUGCACCCGCGCGACCCCGCGCCAGACCCCGACUGCCUGGCGGUGCAGGUGCUGGGCCGGCGGUUCCAGAACCCGGUGGGGCUGGCCGCCGGCUUUGACAAGCACGGGGAGGCAGUGGACGGGCUCUAUCGCCUGGGCUUCGGCUUCGUGGAGGUCGGCAGCGUCACGCCCCAGCCCCAGGACGGCAACCCCCGGCCCCGCGUCUUCCGCUUGCCCGAGGACCAGGCCGUCAUUAACAGGUACGGGUUCAACAGUCACGGGCACGCUGCCGUGGAGCGCCGCCUUCGAGCCCGGCAGGAUGCGCAGCUGCAGCUGACCGCAGCGGGGCGGCCCCUCGGGAUCAACCUGGGCAAGAACAAGAGCUCGGUGGAUGCCGUGGCCGACUACGUGGCUGGGGUGCGGGUGCUGGGCCCGCUGGCUGACUACCUGGUGGUGAAUGUGUCCAGCCCCAACACCCCGGGGCUGCGGGACCUGCAGGGCAAAGCAGAGCUGCGCUGCCUCUUGGCCAAGGUGCUGGAAGAGCGGGAUGCACUGCCCUGCGUGCCGAAGCCGGCCGUGUUGGUGAAGAUUGCGCCCGACCUCAGUGCGCAGGACAAGCGGGACAUCGCCAGUGUCGUGAGCGAACUGGGGGUCGAUGGGCUGAUUGUCACCAACACCACCGUGAGCCGCCCCAGCAGCCUGCGUGGUGCAGCACGAGCAGAGGCCGGGGGGCUGAGUGGGCAGCCCUUGCGGGACCUCUCCACGGAGACCGUGCGCGAGAUGUACUGCCUUACCCAAGGCCGCGUGCCCAUCGUCGGUGUGGGUGGUGUGAGCAGUGGGCAGGAUGCGCUGGACAAGAUCCGAGCCGGGGCAUCGCUGGUGCAGCUGUACACGGCGCUCACCUACCGUGGGCCCCCUGUGGUGGGCACUGUGAAGCGGGAGCUGGCUGCACUGCUGAGGAAGCAGGGCUUUGCCAGCGUCACGGAGGCUGUUGGGGCAGAUCACCGGCCCUGAGGAUCAUGGGGCCAGGGGCUGGCUCUGCCUGCCCUCGCUCAGAGGAGCUGUGGGGCCUGAAGACCAGCUGUCAGCACUGCCUUGAGCGUGAAGUGACUUGGACUCCAGCCCAAGGCCCCCAGGCGGGUGCAGGGUGCAGCAGGAACUCAGGCCCAGUGCCCGUGUUGCCUCCAGGAGGCAUGGUGGAGUGGGGGUCUUGGGGCAGCACUGCUUGGCCCAGCAACUGCUCUGAGUGUCACCCAUGCUCGCACUGCCCCUGGGGCUGGGGUGGAGCCUUGUGCCGGUGGCCAUGGGAAAGGGUGGCAGUGCCCAGCCUCUGGCCCUUUUGUGGCAGGAGGAAUCCCCUGGGCUGCUAUGGCCCCCUCUGCUGCCAGGCCCUGCCCUGAGCUGCUACCUCUGGUAUUGUCCUCAGUGCUCAGCUGUCUUUCCCUGGGCUGGGGUCUCUUGGGCCUGGCCCUGUGUGGGGCUGGUGGUAUCUCCCCAGCUCGGGGGCUGCAUAGGGUCUCUGCCUCCUGCCAUUAAACUUGGUGCUUGCUCACUC
This is a messenger RNA of Alligator mississippiensis (American alligator), 1810 nucleotides long. RefSeq names its product dihydroorotate dehydrogenase (quinone) (gene DHODH). Gene Ontology annotation, biological process: pyrimidine ribonucleotide biosynthetic process; 'de novo' pyrimidine nucleobase biosynthetic process. The annotation marks the transcript as partial. The record is from RefSeq and is a predicted model, not a curated record. The transcript has 8 exons. Gene Ontology annotation, molecular function: dihydroorotate dehydrogenase activity. Gene Ontology annotation, cellular component: cytoplasm; mitochondrial inner membrane. NCBI's taxonomy places the organism in Eukaryota, Metazoa, Chordata, Crocodylia, Alligatoridae.